UUAAUUAUUCAUGAGCCUUGUCAGCAAAACACAUGAAAUAGAGAGAUUGCCUGAGCUGAGAGAUAAGACUAGCUAGCUAUAAGCUUAGCCAUGAGUUCUAGUACAGACGUUGAAAUGAUUCCUCCAGAGGGUGGUGGUGUAGAGGGGGCGGAGUCUAGUACUACAGGUCAGGCUGACACUACUACUGGUGAGGCUGACACUGAUACUAGUCAGGCUGAGGCUGACACUGAUACUGGUGAGGAUGUUCCAAUGGAGGUAGACAGUGAUGUUAAUAAGGCAGAGCUGGGGCUGGGGCUGGGGCUGGCGAGUGGUGGAGAUAAGGACGAUAGAGAGAGUGAUGCUAACUGGGACGCUGCGGGGAAGUCAACUGUAGCUGUUCCACCUCCUCCUCCUCCUCCACCUCCUCCUAGUGCUAGUGCUAGUGACUACCAACGUCAACCACCACGCAAAAAACCAUCACCCCCUCCAUCAUUCUGGACCAACCGGACAAGCUAUAGUCAGCGUGAUACUCAGAACUAUCGCGAUGGUUACCAGGGGCAACGUAAGGAGGAGGGGCACGGCACACAGAACGUAGAAUUCUACCAAAACGAAAGGAGAUGUCAACCUGAUGACAUGCUAAUUGAUGAGAUUCACAAGGAGUGGUGGGGAGACUACAGAUUGUUGGAGUAUCGCCAUGGUUACAUCCAGUGGCUCUUCCCCAUCAGAGAACAGGGCCUAAACUACCAGGCACAGAAACUCAACCAACGAGAGAUUGAGAUUAUCCGUGGUGACGAGAAGGCUCUGAGCAGAAUCCUCACCUCCUACAAAAUGAUGUUGGACUUCUACGGCAUGGAGCUGAUAUCUGAUACUAAAGGUGAUGUAAUGAGGGGUCGUAACUGGGAAAGGGGUUUCGACAACUUGAACCACUCGAUGCAUAACUAUCUGAGGAUCACUCGUAUUCUAAAGUGCCUGGGGGAGUUUGAUUAUGAGCAUCUGAAAGCUCCGUUCAUUCGGUUUGUUCUGAGGGAAGCCAUUGUGGAGCGUACGCUAUCAAGAACAUUGGACAGCUGUAAGAACUACUGGAUCCAGGUGCUGCGGAGCGAUGAAGAACGAAAGGAUAUGACAGAGUAUAUUAAAAAACUGAACCAAGAACAGAAAGAAAAGAGAGAGAAUCAGAAGCGAAUUAGUGACGAGAAAAUAGAGAGAGAAAAGCAACUUAAAAAGGAGAAAAAGAGAGAGAGAGAAAAGGAACUAAAUGACAAGAAAAAGGAAGAAAAUGACAAGAAAAAGAAAGAAAAGGAAGAAAAUGACAAGAAAAAGAAAGAAAAGGAACUAAAUGACAAGAAAAAGAAUGAAAAGGAACUAAAUGACAAGAAAAAGGAGAAUGAAAAGGAAUUAAACGGUGAGGAAAACGAUGGAAAAACGUGAUCUAAUGGAUCUAAUGCCGGACCGUACACCCUAUUGUAGAUGAUAAGCAACUGCAUAAUUCAUAUAUGUGUACAUAAUUAUAAUUAUUUUGUUUAUUGUCCAUAAUAAAUUCUUAUAUUUUGCCCCCC
Halichondria panicea is the source of this 1535-nucleotide messenger RNA. Its product is annotated as opioid growth factor receptor-like protein 1. NCBI's taxonomy places the organism in Eukaryota, Metazoa, Porifera, Demospongiae, Suberitida, Halichondriidae. Bases 91 to 1407 code for a protein of 438 amino acids. The transcript is spliced from 6 exons. Gene Ontology annotation, molecular function: opioid growth factor receptor activity. The record is from RefSeq and is a predicted model, not a curated record. Gene Ontology annotation, cellular component: membrane.